AAUUUCAUGAUUUUCAUUCAGUACUCCGGACGAAUCACAAUCGACCUAAUGUUUUCGCAAGCAGGAAAAUUAUUAAUCAAACCAUCGUUUAAGAAACUUUUACAGCAAAUGUUUAAGAAGAAGCGAGAUUAAUUGCCUAAUUGGGAAAAGAUGAUCGGGUUGUAUUGCUAUGGAAAAAUUUUGGCUGUACUAUUGAUGCUCUGUGGGUUCAUUUCGUUGGAACCGGUUGAAGAUGAAUACGAUAUACCGAAGAUUUUCAACGAGGAGCUCAUUGUCCCUGAUGUGAUACCCGUUCCUCCGAAAUUACGAGCUCGGAUGUUCUACCCUAGGGGUGAAAUUCUACCUGGAUCUGCUAUGUCAUACAACGAAUCGAGUUUUCCUCCUGUUAAUGUAUCAUGGCCUUACGAAGAGGGAGCCCUGUACACCUUAUUUAUGUCGGGCAUAAGUGACUGGAAACUAGCCAAAGACAGAACUCCUGAUUACAAGCAGGGGAUUCACGGACAGGAAUGGCAUCAGUGGCUCGUCUCUAAUAUACCUCAAAAUAAUAUUAGCGCCGGAGUCGUCAAUUGCGAGCUAUUACUAGCCGGAGAUCCUUGUAUCGAAGGGAUGAGAGAUCUCAUUAUGUUAUUGAUUUACAAACAACGUUGGCCUGUGAACAUCACCGUCGACAAUGAACCAGGCUGGAUCGAAUUCCAACGUGAUUUCAGACCUUAUAGAUUCGCCAGACGGUACAGGCUCGGUCAUCCAAUUGCUGGUUCUUAUCAUUACAUUGUGUAUGAAGGCUACAAAGGAGAAUACGACGAUUAUGAUGUUCCUCAGUGAUGAAUAAAACGAUAAUUAUAAACUUUU
This is a messenger RNA of Planococcus citri (citrus mealybug), 849 nucleotides long. RefSeq names its product protein D2-like. The record is from RefSeq and is a predicted model, not a curated record. Lineage: Eukaryota; Metazoa; Arthropoda; Insecta; Hemiptera; Pseudococcidae. The transcript has 6 exons. The coding region runs from base 151 to 822 and encodes 223 amino acids.